Rhizoctonia solani is the source of this 4698-nucleotide messenger RNA. RefSeq names its product Retrovirus-related Pol polyprotein from transposon TNT 1-94. Bases 1 to 4698 code for a protein of 1565 amino acids. Gene Ontology annotation, molecular function: nucleic acid binding; zinc ion binding. Gene Ontology annotation, biological process: DNA integration. NCBI's taxonomy places the organism in Eukaryota, Fungi, Basidiomycota, Agaricomycetes, Cantharellales, Ceratobasidiaceae. The record is from RefSeq and is a predicted model, not a curated record. The transcript has 2 exons.
AUGGUUGAUACUAACCCUAGUACAUCAACUAACAACGGUAUGAGCGGUUUACACCGCAUACCACCCCUGCGAGGGACUGACAAUUACAACAUGUGGCGCACACAGAUGGAAGACAUACUUACCGAUCUUGAUCUGUAUGGCUACGUUAACGGAACGAUAACUAUGCCGUCAUUGACAACAACGACAACUACGCCAAGUGCAUCUGGCAGUAGUGGGAAGGAUGCUCAGGCAUCCACAUCAACUGGUACAAACGAAGAAUACCUUAAAUGGAGUAAAUCCGACCGUAAAGCAUUAGUGAACAUACGCCUGAGAGUUGACGGGAAUGUACUUACACACAUACAAGGUUGUACAACCUCCGCCGACGCUUGGAAUACGCUCGCGACUACAUUCCAAGUUAAGGGAACAGUCGGAUUAAUCGAUCUUCGAAGGAAGUUCUUUAGCCACAGGAUGACUGACGGCGAAGACAUUGAAGAACACAUACAGCGAAUGCGUGGAUGGUUCCAGCGAAUCAACGACAUAAAACCAAACUCAAUAAAUGAAGCCGAUUGGAUCACAACUUUAGUAGCUAGCUUACCUGACUCGUGGGAUUCAUUUACCCAGUCAGUAAGUUUCCAAUUCGACAUGGACAACAAAAGUACCCUGACAAAUGAAAUCAACGACCUACGAUCACGCAUCCUUGCAGAAGCACAUAGAAAAAGCAUUAGGAACACGGACGGAAAGGCAUUUUUUAGCUCAAAUAAACCCCUAUUCAACCGAUCUGUACGCACCAAUUCAAGCCAACGUGGACCAGACAAGUCUAAAUCCAAGUGCAACAACUGCGGAAAGAUUGGUCACUGGGCAGCGGAGUGCCGCGGCCCAGGCGGCGGUGCAUACAAACACGGUCAACAGAACAGAGGAAAUCAACCUAAUCGACGUUUUAACUCAUCGAACAAACCCCGAAACAACAACGCUCGUACGCAUAUAGCCGUUGCAGAAAAUAGCAAGACUAACGACUACGCGUUCUCAACCUUCGAGAACCUACGCGAAGAUUUUAGCAAGUCCACAUGCACAUGGAUAGCUGAUAGCGGCACAACUACUCACAUUGCAAAUGAUCAACGACUAUUCACCGACUAUAGGAAAUCCUCGGAUUAUGUUACCGGCGUAGCCGGUAAAGAGCCGAUUCUGGGCCGAGGCACUGUGGAGCUAUGGUGCCUAAUUGAUCCUGAGAAGACCGAACGAAGAAAGAUUACGCUUACCAAUGUGGCCCACGUGCCUAGUUCCCCGGCAAACCUCAUCAGUUUAUCACUAAUCACUGAUAAGGGAUAUCGCGUCUCGAUGGAUCGAGACCAAUUAGUAAUAUAUGGUCCAAACAACGAACUGAUCACCUUUGGUUCGAAGCUACAAAAUAGAAGUCAAGGGAACCUAUGGAAACUAAAUGCCAAAACAAUAAACAAAGUCAGUGUGAACAAUAAGCAUACACCCACAGAACUCGCACUCGUGAAACAAACCGGUCGAACUUGGCUCGACUGGCACAAAGUACUCGGACACAUCGGCCCGCAAGCCCUUCAACGAAUCAAGAACACGAACGCAGUUAAUGGCAUGGAAAUAGUAGAAGAUAACAUAGGACUCAACUUCGAAUUAGUAACUGACGUAUGGGGACCUGCCCGCACCCCUUCGAUUGGACGAUACAAGUACUACGUAUCAUUCACCGAUGUAGCCACUUGUUUUACUCGUUUAGGCUUCUUACGACACAAGGACGAGACGUUAAACGAAUAUAAAUCGUUUGAAGCACUAUUAAAUACACAAAAGGACAAGAAAAUAAAACGAGUAAGAUUCGACAAUGGCAGAGAGUUUGUGAACAACGAUUGGAUCGAACAUGCAGCCCAGAGAGGGACCGUUUUGGAAACAACGGCCCCGUACUCAGCUCAACAGAAUGGAAUCGCCGAACGAUUGAACCGAACACUUACCGACAAAGCUCGAGCAAUGUUACUCGAGUCAGCCGCUCCAAAAUUCCUAUGGAAUGAAGCAUUGGCGUACGCGUGCUACUUGAAGAAUCGAGUACCCACGCAAGUGCAUGGUACAUUCUGGAAAACACCGUUUGAGGCGUUCUGGGGACGAAAGCCCGACGUUAGUGUCCUGCGACCUUGGGGUACCAAAUGCUACGUACUUGAUCAAGGUGAAAAUCAAUCAAAAUUGGACUCCAAGACCUUCACGGCAACAUUUGUAGGUAUCUCUGAUGUACAAGGCAAGAGUUGGCGUUACUACAAAACCGGAGCGAAUCGGAUAUUGCACUCACGCAAUAUCUCGUUCCCGAAGGACCAUGCGGCAAUCGAAGACGUUGCAGAUAACACCGAUUGGGGAGAAUUGGUUGCUCCGCCCGCUGAGGGGGAGAUGACUCAAACCGACAGCGCUGCGGAACGACCAACCGAACCUACUGGAACAGGGGGAGCACAUGUAGUUAGUAAAAACAAAGAAAAUGACUCGAAACUACCUAGCGAUAAAAAGCCUAUAAAGAGCGAACUAAAGACUGAGGGAACAACAUCGAACUCACAUACUCAACCAAUCCAACAACCUGUUGUCCCUAAGUCUAAUACCUCUCGCUCUAAGCCUGCUAUGCGCACCAACCCUAGCGCUGUUACUACUCAGUUGAUUCAAGCGAUUAAUGCACUCACCCCCGGUAGUGGAGAUGGAAUCCAAACCCGUAGUCGGAAUCCUAACGCCCCUGCCAUCUCUCUCGCAAGAGAAAGAGGCGGAGUCAAGAUCUCCAUCGAUGACACCACCCCAUCCGGUCAGUCUGCACCUAAUAUCUCGAACAAAGUCACUAACCUAGCUGUAGAACUCGAGGAUAUCUUUGCCGGUUCUAGCAACACCAACAGCUCCGAGAGCAAUGAUCACCGCACAUUCAGCCUACUCACCGACACCUCCUCCGUACUAUCCGCACCUACCAUCCCGUCCGAACUUGCCUUUGCACUGGAUGCCCCGCCAACGCCGCAAUCAACUACGUCCAUUGACGGUACGCUGGCAGACGAAUUCGGCUGCCUCCAGUUAUCCGACUACACUCCAACCGAGCCGGAUUCCCCCCUGGCGACAACCGGGCAUCUGGAACAAUCCUGGGCCGCGUUGGCCGAUCCGUCCGACCCAAACGACCACCCCACCGUGGAGGAGGCCCUUGCAGGACCACAGGCAAACGAAUGGUCGGAGGCAAUGCGGAAGGAGGUCAGCACACUCAAGAGGAUGGGUACGUACGAACACGUUGAACCCCCUAAAGAUCGUAAACCCAUUGGAAACAAAUGGGUACUGACACUCAAACGGAACGCCGAUGGUGAACCAGAACGCUACAAGGCGCGAUUAGUUGCACAAGGGUUCAGUCAACAACCCGGCAUCGAUUUUGACAAGACGUUCGCACCUGUCGUACGUCUUGACUCGAUUCGUUCUCUUGUCUCACUCGCUAACAACAACAACUGGGACAUUCGUCAGCUCAACGUCAACGCCGCUUACCUACAUGCUGAAGUUGACAAAGAACUAUAUAUGCGACAAAUCCCCUACUUCGAAGAUGGUACGAAUCGUGUCCUCAAGCUUAAACGUUCUAUUUACGGUCUGAAACAAGCCGGACGUAUGUGGAACAAGCUAUACGAUACCAAACUCCAAUCAAUUGGCUACCGCCCCUGUCUCACCGACUUGUGUGUCUACUACCGCCUUGAAGACUACGAGGGUGAGUUAUGCGUAUCCAUCAUUGCUACGCAUGUUGACAAUUCAAUCGUUAUCACAUCCACAAAUACAACCGACUUCGCCAUAUCCAAAUUACUUGGCAAAUUCAAUAUGCGCGAUUUAGGUCCCAUACAUUACUUUCUAGGUAUCGCAUUCAAACGCGACCACGAGCGCGGUAUCUUAUGCCUCAAUCAAACCGCUUACAUCAACAACUUAGUUCACUUUGCAGGUCUUAAGGACGCUUUCUCCGCCGAUACACCCCUAAGUCCCAGCGUUCAACUCACACGCUUCGAUGGUGCUAAGCCGAAGUUUAACUAUGGAACUUACAUUGGUAAGCUCCUAUAUGCGGCUCUAUGCACUCGACCCGACAUUGCUUAUGCCGUCGCACACUUAGCACAAUUUACUACAUGCUUCGGUCCAGCACACGUGACUCAGGUUAAGCGCCUAGUCCGUUACCUCAAGGGGACUUUGACCCUCGGCCUCACCUAUCGCCGAUCGGCCGAAGGCUUCGGCGAAAUCGGCUACUCAGAUGCCGACUGGGGCAGCAACCUUAUUGACCGUAAGUCCAUCUCUGGACAUGUAUUCAUGCUCGGCGGCGCAGCCGUUUCUUGGUCAGCUAAGAAGCAAGCAACUGUUGCUUUGUCAACAAUGGAAGCCGAGUAUAUGGCGUUAUCGCACGCAUGUACCCAGGCCUUAUGGAUGCGACAAUUCUUUGAAGAACUGUACCUAUACGCUGAUGCACCGACCCUUAUUCUCUCAGAUAAUCUCGCUGCACUCACUCUAUCCGUCGAAUCUCAAUUUCAUGGACGAUCGAAACACAUCGACAUACGACACCAUUUCAUGCGCGAUAUUAUCGAGAAACGGAAGGUAACUACGUUGUACGUACCGUCCAACGAGAACCUAGCAGACGCCUUCACUAAAGCACUCCCGGCACCACAAUUCAGGUACCUCAUGAGAUCAAUCAUGGGCGAACCGAUCGAAGAAUCAAUCGAAGACGAAUUGAUUAACUAA